UGAUGAUAUCAGAUAAGUUAUCUCCAAGUUGAAACAAUACAUUGCAUUUUAUAUUACAAUAUAUAAUAUUCUCACGGACAACAUGUGAUUUAAGUCAAGUGUGGUUUGUUAUUGUGUUUAGAGAUAACACUAAUGAAAACGGUAACACGGACGUUCCUUACAAGGAAGUAAACUAUUUUACAAGAAGUACUGAUUUACAAUCCAUGGAUGUUUAUUUAAGUUAUAGCUAGGUAAAGAAUAUGGGAAAUUUUCUAUCUGGGAAUAAUCAUUCGGAAAACAGAUCUACAUUUCAUAAUGACGGACAAGCCUACAGGCCCCAAACCAGUGGGUCUACCAGAAAACCACCCUGUAGGCCACCACCACCAUCGUCUAUUAGACAACCGAAAAGAUCCGGUCAAACUGAUGACAUCAUCGAAAGUAUAGACAAUCAUCUUACAGUAUUGCAAACAAGUGUCCGUACAUUGCGCGGAAACAAUUCUGAAGAGACUCAACGUCAACUCUAUAAAAUGAUGUCUGACACUGAAAAAGAUCUGCACAAUAUAAAUCAGCAAAUACAACAUAGUAAGAAUGACGGAGAUUCAAACGAAGACGUGUUGCAAGCAGUAUUGAAACAAAACGAGAUUCUUCAACAGAAAAGCAAGAAACUAACAUCUGAGUUAUCAGACAGCAAUAAAAUAAUUCAACAACUUCAGUCGGAAAAUUCAGAGUAUACUUCACAGAUACGGUCCCUUAGAGAAGAGAAAGAAGAGUUAUUGUUGCGACUGAGCAAAAUAGCUGGCGAUAAACUGGUAGUUGAUAAUCCGGCUAUCGCGAAUUUAAACGAUCGAAAUCGACCGACGAAGCUUGGUGAACUAUACAGUGAAAUUUAUGACAAUGAAUGGACAGAUGCUUUUGAAGCUUUUCAAGCCGCCAAAUGUACCGACGAAACUGCAAUAGAAACUCUACAUUUAACUCUUAUUAACGUUUUUGAUUUUUGCAAAAGUAAAUCCGAAUGUAUGUUGUUGAAGACGGAAGAUGCUGUAAACUUCCUUUUUGAAGAAUAUAGGCUUUUACAACAAACACAUAGAGCCCCGCAUAUGUCAAUGCCAGUUAAGAGGGUUUCCAGUAUGAUGCUUCCUUCUAAGUUUAAGAAUGAUGUUAUGCUUUUCAAACGAUGGCAAGAUUAUUCGCCAAAAAGAAACAAUGCUAUCGGAAAUCAAAUGAAGAUAAAAAAGCCAGAUGAUAUUUUAGACCAUGUAAAGUUGUUGCAGAAAGGCGUAGCAGAAUCCAUGGCCCUAGUUGUCCAGGAGGCUUAUAUGACAGCAAGUUGGGUAGAUGGAAUAUUCAUCCCAGAACUGGAACCUUUUAUACGGAAAUGCUUGUUUCUGUGUUGGAUGAUGGUCAUUCAAUCUCCAGCAAUGUGUUUCCACCAGAUUGAUGGUAAUGGAUCUACCGACUUCGAUAAGAACAUGUACAAAGAAUAUACUAAAAGUGGGGAAAUGAUUAAAUUUGUUGUUUGGCCGGCGUUAUUGUUACACGAGAAAGGCGGUCUAGUGUGUAAAGGCAUUGCGCAGGGAGAAAACAUUUCUGACAUUUGUAAAGAGAAGAAGUAAUUUUGAAUCAAGACAAGAAAGUUUUGCUGUAAAAAAUAUGUGAAAUGGAAUGAAUUUAUCAUUGAUUCUACACAGACAGCAUUAACAAAUAAACACUGUGGCACUCAUCUCAAUUGGAGACUUAAUCACGACAUAUUCCCAUGAAUAAUUCAUCAUUAUUUUUCACCAUUUCUGUCUCAUCAACUUAAUAUAAUUUCGAAAAUAUAUUAUUAUGUAGUUCGUCUCACAGCUUGGAAGGUGUUCGAACUUGUGACCACCCGCUUGUAUGCGCGUAAAUAGCGAUGAACAAUGCUCUAGGCCACUGAGCCUAGUUAUGAAGGCAUAUGCGCACUCAAUUGUAAUAAAUGACAAUAACGUAUUUCCUUUUACUAUGCAUAUACAUUAGCUCUUCUACUAGUUUGUAAAAUGUUUGCGUAAAAUAUCGUCAUUUUAGCACAAUGGUAACAAUGUACUGACAAUGCCAAAAAGUAAAUAUGAUGUUACAAAACUCAAGAUUCCAAGGAUAAGUGGCUCACGUUUAUGAGAGUUUGAAUCGACUCGUCGCUAUAAAUUUAAACCAAAGGAUUGACGAUUUUGAAUAAUUGUAUGUAUGUAAGUUUGACAGAUAGCUUAUGGAAGGUUUAUGGGCACAACAAUGAUAUGCAGA
Molecule: messenger RNA, 2238 nt
Organism: Ruditapes philippinarum (Manila clam)
Lineage: Eukaryota; Metazoa; Mollusca; Bivalvia; Venerida; Veneridae
Exons: 9
Coding region: 240-1592 (450 amino acids)
Biological process (GO): mitophagy by internal vacuole formation; mitochondrial protein catabolic process
Cellular component (GO): mitochondrial outer membrane
Source: RefSeq, a predicted model, not a curated record